Molecule: messenger RNA, 5861 nt
Organism: Salmo salar (Atlantic salmon)
Lineage: Eukaryota; Metazoa; Chordata; Actinopteri; Salmoniformes; Salmonidae
Product: transcription initiation factor TFIID subunit 4
Biological process (GO): DNA-templated transcription; transcription initiation at RNA polymerase II promoter
Cellular component (GO): transcription factor TFIID complex
Molecular function (GO): DNA binding; protein heterodimerization activity; RNA polymerase II general transcription initiation factor activity
Source: RefSeq, a predicted model, not a curated record
ACGUAUGAAUAGGGUACCGUUACAUGUCCGCAAUAGAACAAAGUAAAUGACAGAUGCUUUAUUGUCCAGCAUAUGCGUCAGUGUCAGUCAGUGGGCACGAAGCUGGUUGUCUCGUUCUGACAGUUAGCAGCGAGCGCCCUGUAUGCGCCCUCGUGCGGGCGGUAACAGCAGCUGUAGGACAGACCGCCUGAAAAACAACGCAGCCAUUUUGAGUCGAGAUAAAAGCUCAAAGAAAGCCACUCCAUUUCCUCUAUAAUGAUUCAAAAUAGUAACACAAGUCGGUAACAUAAUCGAUGUCUGGUGUGGUUCGUUUCCAUUUGGCAACGCUAGCCACACAACUACCAAAUGCAACCCUGUCUGUACUGUCGUGCUGCCCGUGUUAUAUCUCAUCUGGCUGGGAUUCCUUAAAUGCAAUUUGUAACAAUUCAUCCCAAACGGUAAAUCUAGCAAUAACCAAUCAGAGCACCCUGGAAUCCGAUGUCAGUGACGGAGUAUCCAAUCGGUGCAUGCGUCUCACGAGCGAGGGUAGCAGAGUAAAGAUGGCGGCGGGCUCCGGUUUAUUGGAUGAUGUUUUCUUCAACACAGAGGUGGACGAGAAAGUAGUUAGUGAUCUAGUUGGGUCUUUGGAGUCUGAGCUCACGGUAUCGGGUCGUGGAAAUUCUUCAGUCAGGGUCCAGGCUGCAGCAAAUCACAUUGACAACUCAGCUGUAGGUCGCAAUUCCAAUGUCCAGGACAGCGAAAUGGGACUUUCACAAGAGCUUGCUAAACCAGGGACUGGCGUGCCAGGGGGUGUCAUUAAUAGUAGGAGGUCCCAGGGUUCAACCAUGUAUGCUGCGGUCGGGACAACCGCGGCGGGCUCGAGCAUGACAGCCGGGCACAGUCCGAGCAAGACUGGGGCAGUCAGUGGUGUGAUAACGGGGGUUCCCGAUCACGGAACUGGGACCAGAAAAACUGGGGCGGCUGGUGUACAAACUUUAAAUGGAAGGAGCGUUGUGAUAAACUCUCAUAAUUCAGGAAGUGUUGCCGCUUUGGUGAGCUCGGCAAGCAGCACAGUGCCCGCCGUUGCGGUUGUCAACAACGGACCGAGCUCGGUGGUCAAAGGAAACGUGAUCUUACCCUCAACUUCCAGCACAGUCAUUCAAACACCUCUUAUGCACAAUGCUGUCACUUCAACUGUGAUAUCGUCUCAGCUGUCUGUUCUAAACAGUGUGCCCACUGUCACGCUCGCGAGGCCGCCUAUGCAAACCCCCGGAACAGUCACCUCGCAGAGCGGGAGUAAUAAUACGGUUCUGAUACGAUCUGUCAACGUUGCCCACCCUGCAAGUUCAGAAGCGCAAAUCAACAAAUUGGAGUCGCCAAAAACGACCAUACAAACGACUUCACAAGUGACCGCUCCCAGUGUUGUAGGUAAAAGCCUGGUAUUACAAAAUGUGAGGACCUCCACCCCAUCGACUUUUGCAGCCUGUCCUGGUGGGAUAAAGGCGAUCGCGCCACAGGUGUUCUCCCCGAGACUUCCGCAACCCCAACAAAAUGCUUCAAACAUCCAAAACAUUCAGCUCCCUCCAGGCAUGGUGCUGGUACGCAGUGAGAGUGGGCAGUUUCUGAUGAUCCACCAGCAGACCCUGGCCCAGAUGCAGUCCCAGUCCCAGAGCGCCAUGACCCCACGGGCAGCCACCCCCACCAGCACUCCCCCUGUCCAGAUCACUUCUGUACAGGCUCCAGGGACGCCCAUGAUGUCCCGUCAGGUGACCCCCACCACAACCAUCACUAAGCAGGGCUCCCCGGCCCAGACCACCGUCCAGGCCACCACCACCCUCCAGAGGCCUCCUGUACUACAACAGAACACCAUUAUGCUGGGUGGAGCGGCCGCCACCUCAGGUCAGGCUCCAGUGCAGCCUUGCUCGGCAGCAGUCACCCAGAGAGCAGGGACCCCUGGGACACCAGGCGCCCCCACGGUCUUUUCUACCACGGAGAUCCUGGAGAACGUGAAGAAGUGUAAGAACUUCCUGUCCACGCUGAUCAAACUGGCAUCCAGCGGGAAGCAGUCGUCUGAGACCACAGCCAACGUCAAGGAGUUAGUCAAGAGCCUGCUGGAGGGUAAGAUCGAAGCGGAGGACUUCACCAGUCGGUUAUACCGGGAGCUCAACUCCUCUCCUCAGCCAUAUCUCGUGCCUUUCCUCAAGAGGAGUCUUCCUGCACUGCGUCAAAUGACCCCAGACUCGGCAGCCUUCAUCCAGCAGAGCCAGCUGCUUCACGGUGGUGCCCAGCCUGCCGCCUCCUCUAAGGCCUUGACUGCUGUGGUGCUGGGGGGCACGUCCACGGCACAGAAAUCCCGUCUCAACAGUAGCAGCCCUGGGGCCAAGGGGACCAUGCACCAGUCUCCUGUCAUCAGCCUGGCCCAGACAUCUUAUAGCAAGCCUGGCCUGAUGGUGCCUCAGCAGCAGGGGGCAAUGGCGAGGCCUCAGGUGACUCUGGCCCAGUCAUCCAUGGUUACGCUCCGAGGCCAGCCCCACAGUCACAUCAUCAUGGGGCAGCCGCAGGUGGUCAGACAGCUGCAGACAGUUCCUGUAGUGAAGCAGGCUCUAGCACCAGGGGCCAAGGUAACACUGGGGCCCCAGUCUAUGCUCUCUGUAGUACUGAAGAACAGGCAGGAGGCAGGCGGAGGAACCUUCAAGGAUGAUGAUGAUAUAAAUGACGUGGCCUCUAUGGCUGGAGUCAACCUAUCAGAGGAGAGUGCCCGCAUUCUGGCAACCAACUCUGAGCUGGUCGGCAUGGUGACUCGCUCCUGUAAAGACGAGGCCUUCCUCUACACCUCCUCACUAACGCAGAGAGUACAUGAGAUAGGCAGGAUGUUAGGGGUGACUGACCUGGGGCCGGAGGUGAUCAACUACGUUUCCCAUGCUACACAGCAUCGGCUGCAGAACCUGCUGGAGAAAGUGACGGUGGUGGCGCAGCAGAAAAACAUCACCUUCAAGGAGGAUGAUAAGUGUGAACAGGUGAGUGACGUGCGAGCGCAGCUGAAGUUCUUUGAGCAGCUGGAUCAGAUGGAGAAACAGAGGAAGGAGGAGCAGGAGAGAGAGAUCCUGAUGAAGGCAGCUAAGUCUCGAUCACGACAAGAGGACCCAGAACAGCUUCGGCUUAAACAGAAGGCUAAAGAGAUGCAGCAGCAGGAACUGAAUCAGAUCAGGCAGAAGGAGGCCAACAUGACGGCCCUGGCAGCCAUCGGCCCCAGGAAGAAAAGGAAAAUGAACUCCCCUGUCAGAACCGGGGCUGAGGACUUGUGCUCUGGUCCCUCUCCGUCAGGUGGGUACAGUAGCGGAGGCUCCAGGCCUCAGCGCCAGCGCAUCACCCGGGUCAACCUCAGGGACCUGCUCUUCUGUCUGGAAAAUGAGAGAGAGACCAGCCGCUCACACCUGCUUUAUAAAGGCUUCCUCAAAUAACACACAGGGAGACCGGACAUGCCCAAUAACACUUUCCUAAGGGACAAGAAAUGAAUGAGACUAAACAAGUCACUCUGAUGCACUUGAUGCUUCCUCCUAUAGCAGACAGACAUCAACCACUCCCUAUAGCACCUCCCUAACAGACAGACAUCAGCCACUCCCUAUAGCACCUCCCUAACAGACAGAGACCAGCCACUCCCUAUAGCACCUCCCUAACAGACAGAGACCAGCCACUCCCUAUAGCACCUCCCCUAGAGACAAGAGCAACCAAUAGCACCUCCCUCAAAGGGCAAGAUAGACCAGCUACACUUGAUGGUACCGUCUCUUCUUCUGUGCUCUCCUAGAACCAUGACCACCUAGACUAGAUGAGAGACCAAUGACACCUGGAAAAUGAAUCAUCAGCUGAGCCCUACACUCCCUCCUCAAGAGAGACCAGGCUGUUGCAGCUGUGAAACAAUGAGUUGUUGGGACUGACCUAUCAGACUAGCUCUUCUGGCCUCUCCUUUACAGUGCCUCUCACGGUUAUGUAGAGACCAUAGAGAUGGAUAGAGGACUCAUCUUUGUAUCUGUGCCAUUAUAGCGUCUGACAGCAUGGGCAGCUCCAUUGACGCAAUCUCCAUUUUGAAGUAUUACAUUUUCUUUGCGAUUGCCUGAUCCCUCCUGAUGACCCAGUUGGACAUGACUUCAGCAAGGUCACCAGGAGGGAUCUGCCAAUAAAGUCGGAAGUCCCACCUAGUUGACCACAUUAAAAUGGUGGAUGCCCCCAAUGGCGCUGCCUAUGCUAAUACGGCCUUUUGGCCACUAGAGGCCUCAAUCAUUCUCCAUGUUAGAGACCUGCUACUGGCAACCAGGUCCCCUCCCAUACACUCCCCUGGAGGGGAAAUGCUCUUAUUUGAGAGGUCUCCUUUGGGUCUGGAAACAUCUGCAUGUUUUGCAGUAGGGACAUGCAUUAUCUUUUCCAUCCUUUAACCUCAUGCAAUAUAUGAUUAGACUUUUUUUAGAAAGAUCCCCAGCUAGUGGACUUUUAUACGUUUAACCAACAUAUGUACAAACCUGCAGGAGUAACGUCAAAUACCUGACGAUACAGAAACUCUGUAAACCUGCAGGAGUAACGUCAAAUACCUGACGAUACAGAAACUCUGUAAACCUGCAGGAGUAACGUCAAAUACCUGACGAUACAGAAACUCUGUAAACCUGCAGGAGUAACGUCAAAUACCUGACGAUACAGAAACUCUGUAAACCUGCAGGAGUAACGUCAAAUACCUGACGAUACAGAAACUCUGUAAACCUGCAGGAGUAACGUCAAAUACCUGACGAUACAGAAACUCUGUAAACCUGCAGGAGUAACGUCAAAUACCUGACGAUACAGAAACUCUGUGCAUUUUGUUGAGGAGACGUUUUAUUUUUCCUAUUUUAUAGUCAUUCAUUCUAGUGCUCUUUUACUGCCUGUGGAUUAUUUUAAUUUGACUGAUAUUACUCUUCCAUCGAGCUGCCUUGCAGCCAAAAUAAGCCAUAUUAAUCAUACAUCUCUAACUCUCCAGAACUCUGAUGACAGAACAGGAGCACUCCUUCUCAAUCAGUCAAUUUUCCACAGAGUUUUUAGACUUGUUUGAUUUCUGUUUUUAGCAUCUCUUCCCAGGUGCUUGUGUGUUGGACUUUGUUUUUAAUCACUUAUAAUGAUUAUUUAUUUUGUCAACAUGUCUGUUGAUAACAUUUUGUACAUGUAUAUGCAUACAUGAAAACACACACACACAAACACAUCCUAUGGAAGCAGUCGGUAAAUUGUAGGUUUUUAUCAGUAGACCGUGUGAAGAAAUUGAUAUACAUUUAUUUUUAUUUUUUUCAGAAGAGUAAUGUAAAACCAUUUUAUAUUCAUUAAUUGAUGCAACAAUGCAAAGUAAGACUGAUGCAAAGUGAGACUUUGAUGCAAAGUUGGCAAUAGAUAGCCUUUAUGAUUGAAGGGAGGCCAUUGCUAGCUGCCAUGGCGAUGUGGGAUGGAAUGCAGAAUAUGGACAGAGUAUACAGAAUGCACCCCCGAACAAUCCGUUUUUUAAUCAAGCAGUCGCUCAGAGGGAUACACCCACUUUAUGUGUCUUUUUUAUAUUUCUUAGCGCACAUACUAAUUGGUUGGUUGUUAAGCUUUUGGAUGGUAUUGAUGAAACCUUUCAGACUGUACAUACUUUUCAAUACCAUCGCCCCUAGCAGCUGUUACACAUCUUUCCCUUUAUCCAUGUUCUAUCAGAGAACUGUUUUUAGUGAAAACCUGAAGCAGAUUAUGUAUUAAUAUCUUGUACAUUUUGCACAGCCACUUGUUAAUAUGUAAAUAUUCUAAGUGAAAGAAUGUUUUUUUAAUUGCAAUUGUUUUAUAGGUAAUUGAGAGAGAAUGAUCUCCUUCAUAAAAAGAAAAAUAGUACAACAACC